GGCAAAGUCUUCAUCGCUUGCCCCAAGCCUGCAGGCACCAAGAUUGCAAUUUUCCAGUCGUCAAAUUUUCUUCUCAGUAUUUGGCAUCACUACGAGUACAGAGGGGUCCCAGCCGGGCUCGGUCCCCUGACGCUGUGCUGUUGGGCCGGCCCGUGCCCAGCACCGGUACCUCGACUGCAGAGAGCGGCCAUCAGGUGGUGUGCGAACGCCGGUUCCGGGCGGGACGAAGAUGGCUCCACAGGAAGUGGUGGUGGUUCGGGUGAGUCAAAAGAUGCAAUAGGUGCGGACCUGACUCCGCCAUCCCCGACACCAGCGACAGGGAGCCCGGCACUAGUGAAGAGCAAGACCGGCCUGAAUGCAAGGCGUGUGCCAAGCCCGGUGCUGGGGCACCGCCUGGUGGCGCCGGGAUCCGAAAAAGGAAACCGGAGCUGCUCCCCAGAAGGCGGCCGCCUGCCUGGGCAGACCAGUGCUCCACCGUCACCACAACUUCCGAGCCGCACAGUGGGGGCGGCUUGCCGACUCCGAGUUCAUAGCCCGCGGGGCCAGAAGGAGAAGGCCGCGCAAGUGACCAGGACGUGCAGUGAGGGCGAGGACGCCCUCCACAAACUGCACGGUAGUGCCAGCUUGAUCAAGGAUGCCCUGGAGAGCAAGCAGAAGCUGCAGAAGUAUGCCAAGUCCUGCUUCCAAGCGUCAGACGCCAAUGGCGACGGCCAAGUGAGUUUCGAGGAGCUUUGCAAGUGCAUGCAGAAGAUGAAUGCAGAUCUUGGCAUUGGAGAUUUCACGGAGCGGCACGUGAUGCACUACCUCCAGAGAUUCGACACCGACGGCGACGAGCUGCUCAAUGAGAAAGAGUUCCAAGAGCUCUACAGGGCCCUGCUUCUGGUGAAGCUGGAGGAAGUGGAGCCUGCCGACUUCUCGCGGGAUAUGUUUAUUGGCCGACGGAAGGGCAAGCCGGAGGACAACUACGAGGUCUUCGGCAUCGUGGGGGUCGGCUCUUUCGGAGUGGUCCGGAAAGUCAAGUGCAAGCUGACCGGCACCACUCGCGUGAUGAAGGUGGUCGACAAGCAGAAGGCACUCAAUGGAGGCUAUCCUCUGAAGCUCAUCAUGGAG
Messenger RNA from Symbiodinium necroappetens, 1110 nucleotides. NCBI's taxonomy places the organism in Eukaryota, Dinophyceae, Suessiales, Symbiodiniaceae. The record is from the annotation of a GenBank genome assembly.